Messenger RNA from Fusarium odoratissimum NRRL 54006, 924 nucleotides. RefSeq names its product thioredoxin 1. Lineage: Eukaryota; Fungi; Ascomycota; Sordariomycetes; Hypocreales; Nectriaceae. The record is from RefSeq and is a predicted model, not a curated record. Bases 121 to 549 code for a protein of 142 amino acids. The transcript is spliced from 3 exons. Gene Ontology annotation, molecular function: protein-disulfide reductase activity.
CCAAGUCAUCAUACUCCACCCAAUGAGGAGCCAUCAGAGCUAACAAUUAGAAAUCCAGACCUCUCAUCCUAAUCCAAGUUUACAACUCAUAUAAACAACACGUUUUAUAAGACUUAUACAAUGUCCUCUCCCUUCCGUCUUAUGCGACCUGUCGCCCAGGCUGCUCGAUCUGGCGCUGUGACUUUCGCUGCCCGGCCAUUCCAUAGCACGGCUGCUCGAUUCGCUGUGCAGGAUAUCAAGACAACGAAAGAGUUUAAGGACCUUGUUUCUACAACAGACAAGGCUGUUCUUAUCGACUGCUUCGCUACAUGGUGCGGUCCUUGCAAGGCCAUCUCUCCCAUCCUCAACAAGCUCUCGGAAGAGAAGGCUCUUUCAGACAACAUCCAAUUCGUCAAGUUUGACGUCGAUGAGCUCCCCGACCUGACCGCCGAGCUCGGCGUUCGCGCUAUGCCAACUUUCUUCGUCUUCAAGAAUGGAAGCAAGGUUGAUGAGUUGGUCGGUGCUAACCCUCAGGCUCUCCAGUCGAUGCUGGCCAAGCAUGCUGCAUAAACUGUAUAAAUCUUGUAACACCUCGAAUCACUUGGUAAAACUAUCAAGGAGAGUCAUGGCAAUAGACUCAAUCUGUUUACAUUGCUGAAGAAAAUAAAAACAGCUGUGUAUUAUUAGCAUAGUUAAACUUGUACAAUGGGUUAUUGGUGUCUGUCUAUGGUAUCUUAUCCAUGCAUCAUUCUGGAGAAUCGUCUGAGCUCGUGAGUCUAUACUGAUCGGCAGUUACAUCACACUUCUAUGAUUUCGGCUAGAAAUGGUUCAAAUGCCAUAGGCUAGUUAGUCAAGUUCUCUCGCGGCCUUCUAUUUCCAGUAUGGACCAUGGCGGAGGUGGAAGGCCGUCGUAUGCAUAUGACCAUUCGGCGAGUGUCAUUUACG